AUGGAAGCCAUGUCGGUGUGUUCGCCGAUCCGUGCUGCCUCGCAGCUCCCCGCCGUUCGAUCCCUUCACGGCGAUGCUCUCGGACAAUCGCUAAGGAGCUCAAAUUCCGUUUGCCUACCAAUUCCCAAGGCUCUUUCAGCCGGUCAGAUCUUGCCAGGAGGCUCUGCUCCUCAGAAGCUGCAGAUCCAGGCAAAGAUUCUGAAAACUAAGAGAGCACCGAGAGACCCGGACUACCCGUGGCCGGAUAAGUACAAUGCGGAGGAGAAGGGGUUUCUGGCGUUCCUGUCCAAGUUUAAGGACGUAGCCAAGCCCGCCAAGCCUAUGGCGCUGCCGUUCGAGAAACCUCUGGUCGACCUCGAGAAGAAAAUUGACGAGGUGCGCCAGCUGGCGGAUAAGACUGGCAUGGACUUCACGGACCAGGUGCAGGAGCUGCAGGACAAGUAUGAGCAGCUGAAGCGCGACAUCUACGCGAGAAUAACUCCGGUUCAGCGGCUCAGCGUGGCGCGGCACCCCAACCGUCCCACUUUCUUGGAUCAUGUCCUCAACAUGACCGACAAGUGGGUGGAGCUGCACGGCGACCGCGGGGGCUACGACGACCCGGCGCUGGUGUGCGGGAUCGGGCGCAUGGACGGCAUGAGCUUCAUGUUCAUGGGGCACCAGAAGGGGCGCAACACCAAGGAGAACAUCUACCGCAACUUCGGCAUGCCCACGCCCAACGGGUACCGCAAGGCGCUGCGCAUGAUGCGCCACGCGGACCACCACGGGCUGCCCAUCAUCACAUUCGUCGACACGCCUGGCGCUUACGCUGGCGUCUCGGCCGAGGAGCUCGGACAGGGCGAGGCCAUUGCGCACAACCUGAGGGAGAUGUUUGGGCUCAAGGUGCCGUCAGUCAGUGUGGUGAUUGGAGAGGGCGGCUCUGGUGGCGCUCUCGCUAUUGGCUGCUGCAACAAGAUGCUCAUGCUCGAGAACGCAGUGUACUUUGUCGCCAGCCCUGAGGCGUGUGCGGCCAUCCUCUGGAAGACUGCAGCCGCUGCUCCCAAGGCCACGGAGGCGCUGCGCAUCACAGCGGAUCAGCUGCAGCAGCUGGGCGUGGUGGACGAGAUCAUCCCGGAGCCGCUGGGAGGGGCGCACAACGACCACAUGGCGACGUCAAUGGCCAUCAAGUCUGCCGUCAUGGCGCACAUGAAGGACCUGGUGGCGAAGGAUGAGCAGCGAAUCAUCUGCGAGCGGGUCGGCAAGUUCCGGCAGAUGGGCGGCUUCACUGUGCCGCCCAAGGUGGACCCCGCCAAGCAGCGCGCUCUCAAGAAGCGCGACCGCCCCGCUGGCCAGAGCGUCCCCGCCUCCCCUUCCCCCUCCCGUUCCGCAUCCCUGCCUUCCUGGGGUUCCCAGCCUCCUGCCGCACCUGCUGACAAUGGCAACGGCGCCACGUAUCCUUCGUCUGUUAGACAGGCCUCCAGCCGUUCCUCUCCCCGUUUGUUCUUUGCCGGAUUCCUCGCCUCACAAUCUCCAAACGGGUCGUUUACUGACGCGGAUGAUGACGAUUUUGUCCAUUACGACGUACGGGACCGGUUUCCGGGUUCCAGCGGUGCUCUUAACGAGAUGUCCCUUAACGCGUUUGUAGUGCCAAGCUUCGAGGAGGUCAAAGCGCAGGGUGAGAAUGGCGAAUGGGAGCACCCCACGUGGCGGUUUCUGGCAGGCGGAGGCUGCGGGACAGCACUGGCAGUGGAUGGUGAGUUGAAGCCUUGGGUGACUGAGGAGCGUGGUAAGAAGCAGGCAUCAUGUGAAGAAACGGGCAAAGAUCAGGGCAAAGAGCAGUGCGAGCAUGGCAGCAAGCAGCAGAAGUCGGAGCAGCAGCGGGAGACGGAGAAUCAGGAGAGGGAGCAGCACGAGAGGGAGCAGAAGAGCGGAGCGGAGCAAAAGAAACGGUCAAGUGACAGUGAGAGAAGGGUGAACGAGGCUGAGGAGAGGUUUUUCGGGCAGGAACAGGAGGGGCAGGAACGGGAAGGAGAGUUGACUGGAGCAGCUGGUCACAGGACUCGUCUGUGUGCUGUUCGCUGGGACAGGCAGCCGGCCAAUGAGUGCGUGACAGGUGGCGAGUGCUCGCAAGAUGCGGGUGUCUUCGUUUCUGCAUCAGGACGACUCAUGCAGUGGGACGUUGCCCCUGCUGCCCCUGCACAGCAGCAUGGUCAUGCAGCGAACAACACCUCAGCAGCACCACAGCACAGCCCCACGGCACAACCUUCCACUAGCAGCACACAUCCCACCUCUGCUCACGCCUGCCUUCCUCUCCUCCCAUCGCUUCCUCAUUGGGUCACCAUCACCUCUGUCUCUGUGGGCCUCCAGCAUUGCCUCGCGCUCUCAGGCAGUGGAAUGGUGUGGGCGUGGGGCGAGGGUGGUGAGGGGCAGCUGGGGGUGGGCAGGCGGGUGGGGAAGGUGACACAGCCAGUGUGCGUGAUGCUGCCUGCUGCUCCUGCAGCAUCCGUUAUAAGCACAUCCGCUGUAGCAGACUGUGCUGCUGGAGACGACUCGAUAAAAGCAACAGCAGUGGCCUGUGGAGGGAGGCACAGCCUCGUGCUGGCAAAGGAUGGCUCGCUUUUCUCCUUUGGAUGGGGCCAGUAUGGGCAGUGCGGUCACGGCACAUCAGACGACCAUCUCUCCCCCACCCGCCUCACCUCCUUCGCCGGCCUCGCAGUAACAGCCAUUGCUGCUGAUCUCUGGCACUCUCUUGCCCUCGCCCUCCCCGCUGGUUCGAUCAGCAACCGUGGUGCCGCUACUGGUUGUGGUGCCGGUGGUGAUGCUGACGUGGAGGUUGGCAGUGUUGAUGUGGAACUGGAAGGGGGUGACGUGUACAGCUGGGGAGGCAAUCAGUUUGGCCAGCUGGGCACUGGAGACACGGCAGCUAAGGUGUGA
Messenger RNA from Closterium sp. Naga37s-1, 2910 nucleotides. NCBI's taxonomy places the organism in Eukaryota, Viridiplantae, Streptophyta, Zygnematophyceae, Desmidiales, Closteriaceae. The record is from the annotation of a GenBank genome assembly.